Messenger RNA from Telopea speciosissima, 477 nucleotides. RefSeq lists its product as uncharacterized. Gene Ontology annotation, molecular function: nucleic acid binding; RNA-DNA hybrid ribonuclease activity. The transcript has a single exon. Lineage: Eukaryota; Viridiplantae; Streptophyta; Magnoliopsida; Proteales; Proteaceae. The coding region runs from base 1 to 477 and encodes 158 amino acids. The record is from RefSeq and is a predicted model, not a curated record.
AUGGCAUUCCACCUGGAGUUUAGUUGCACCAAUAACAUCGCAGAAUAUGAAGGUUGCGCCAUUGGUCUGGAAAUGGCAUUAUCUGUGGGAGUAGAAAAGAUUAAAGUCUUUGGAGACUCUUCGGUCGUGAUCUGUCAGACUCAAGGGAAAUGGAAGACUAGAGAUGAAAAGCUGAAGCCUUACCAAGUACAUUUGGAGCACAUGGCUAAAUGUUUCAAAGAGAUCUCUUUCAAAUACUUACCCAGAGAUAGCAAUCGAUUUGUGGAUGCCUUGGCUACUCUAGCCUCCAUGGUAGAAUGUGAUCCUCAGGACAAGAUCCGACCUUCUCUAGUUGAAAAAAGAACUGGCCCAGCAUACGAAGAGCUAGUCAAUCUACUCACCAAGGAUGGAAGGCCCUGGUACUCACCGAUGGUUGAUUAUAUCAAAGAAAGGAAGUACCCUGAAUACUUCACAGAAGGGAAGAGAAGGCAUCUGUGA